AUGGGUUUGCUCUCUUUGUUACUUGCAAUCUUUUUUAUCUAUGCAUCAACAUCCACAUUUGCCUCCAUUGUUGAAAAGGAUACCUUGACUCCAUUUCAGAGGUUCAAGGAUGGCCAAACACUAGUUUCUGCCAACCGGAGAUUUGUUUUGGGUUUCUUUAGUCCUUUUAGCCAAACAACCAAAAGGUACUUGGGUAUAUGGUACAAGGACAUAACACCACUCACAGUGGUUUGGGUUGCCAAUAGAACCAAACCACUGAAGAAUUUUGAUGCCGCACUUAUGUUAUACUUCAAUGGCAGUCUUGCACUUCAAGAUCAAGCAUGUAACUUGGUUUUGCUCGUGAUGCCUGAAUUGAUAUCUUCGACUAAGAUGGAUAAAUUUGAGAUUUGGUUCAGUGAUAUCCUUUCAUUAAUUGCCAUUGGGAUGGCUUUGUUGGCUUUCAUUGUUGUGUGCAUUUUUUCCAAGAUAAAGUGUGUGAAGAGGCAAGUUAAACAUGAAAGCAAUUCAUCAAGAGAUUCCAAUGGGACUCAAGAGGAAAACCCGGAAGUCAAACUUUUUGACAUAGACCUUAUUUCUACUGCUACAAAUAACUUCGCUAGUGAUAAUAAGAUUGGAGAAGGUGGAUUUGGUCCUGUAUUUAAGGGAGAAUUACCUUCUGGACAACUCGUUGCAGUAAAGAGGCUCUCUAGGAAUUCUCAACAAGGCCUUGAAGAGUUUGGAAAUGAAGCUAGUUUGAUUGCAAGACUUCAACACCGAAAUCUUGUUAAACUCUUUGGAGGAUGUGUUCAUGAAGAUGAAAGAAUGCUUGUCUAUGAGUAUUUACCAAAUGAAAGCUUGAAUAAAUUCAUAUUCGAUGAAGCAAGAAAAAGACUAUUACCUUGGGCCAAGCGCUUCAACAUUUUUAUCGGUGUUGCCAAGGGUUUGGUUUAUCUACAUGAUGAUUCGAGGUUGAGAGUAGUCCAUCGAGAUCUCAAAGCAAGCAAUAUCUUAUUGGACAGUGAGAUGAUGCCCAAAAUAUCAGAUUUUGGUCUAGCAAAAAUUUUAGAAGGAGAAAAUAUGUUAGAGGAACCAUCCGUGAGGGUUAAUGGAACACAUGGUUACAUGUCUCCAGAGUAUGUCUUGCAUGGCCAAAUUUCAACAAAAUUAGAUGUAUUUAGCUUUGGCAUUUUGAUAUUGGAGACAAUAAGUGGCAUGAGGAAUUGGGGAUUUUUACACCCUGACCAUGAUUUGAACCUUUUGGGACAUGUGUGUGAUGAGGAAGGUUGA
Messenger RNA from Camellia sinensis, 1266 nucleotides. The record is from RefSeq and is a predicted model, not a curated record. NCBI's taxonomy places the organism in Eukaryota, Viridiplantae, Streptophyta, Magnoliopsida, Ericales, Theaceae.